Messenger RNA from Sebastes umbrosus (honeycomb rockfish), 3157 nucleotides. RefSeq lists its product as uncharacterized. NCBI's taxonomy places the organism in Eukaryota, Metazoa, Chordata, Actinopteri, Perciformes, Sebastidae. The coding region runs from base 2516 to 3157 and encodes 213 amino acids. The transcript is spliced from 8 exons. The record is from RefSeq and is a predicted model, not a curated record.
AAAAUUUUUUCACCUCUUUCACAGAUAGCAAAAAAGGAACUAGCAAAAUCUUUUUUUUUUCAUCUGUUCUGAGGUCAUAAACACAGGAGGGAAAACAAUUUAGAUCAGACUUAGAAAAUGGAUCACAAAAAAAAAAAAAAAAUUUAAACUUGCCUCUCAGGACUUCCGUAGUACCCAGAUGUUUAAAAAAAUAACUAAGCCUUUUUUCUAAAAAUUAAAUGAUGUGUUCAUGACCCGUUUUUUUUUUUUUUUAUCAAUAACAAAAUCCAUAGAAUAUUGCAAGCCUUAUCUUUUAAUUUAAGUUUGAUAUGGGAAGAAGACAUGCUGGGUGACACUGAGGAAAUAAAAAGCUUGCCAUUAAUAGCUUAACUUAACAAAUGCAGCCUGUCUCUAUAAACCUAUACUGUAAGAGCAGGUUGAUGGGCCUUAACAGGCGUUGAUACCUGUAAAGCUCCCCAGUGUGACAAAUGUGUUUUUCUGAGCUCAGCUGCUUUUGAGUGGAGAAAAAAAAAGACUGCACAGCAUCUCUUAAGAGGCUCUUGGGAAUCGAGCUUGAAGGGUUGGAGAUAGAGUGAACUAACAGGGCACUUAGCCGCUAUCUGUGGCUAAACAGGGCUAUACUCCAGGAUCUUAUUCUCAGCAGAUUGCUGCGCUAGGGUGUCUGAAGGGAGCUCAGACCACUGCUCAUCCUCUAAGUGGUUUAGAUCUCUCCAGACAUGACAAGGCCUCUCAUCUCAACUGGGUCCUGGUCGGGGUCUACGGUGAACACACUCAGACACACAUGUGAUUCACGCAGAGUAAUGGAGAAAAAGGAAGCAGACAGACGGAGUUAGACGGGGUAUAUUACUCUCAAGUACACUCCUCCAGUUUCAUUCUGCUCCCUUUAGUUGUUAUAUAGUUAAUGACAGCAAGCGAUACUCGGCUACGCUAGCAGCAGGCCCGGGCCGACACCAGGUUUAAUUUGAAAAGGUGCGGUAAAUGAUUGAUCGAGACACAAGUCAUAUCGUGGAAUCGGGUGCGCCCUGAGCCGUGACCUUACAGCCGAGGUCAGCUGACACCUGUGAUUGUGUAUUUGUGCGCCGUGCCCUAUCAGACAACGGGAAAGUCGUGGCUCCUCUUUCAGAUUUUGUUGCCCCUUGACAACAAGACUUGUAAAUGAUCGCAAUUACUCAAAUUAGGACGGUGAAGACCAGGAUGUGUUUACUUUCAGAACUUUUUUUUCAGUGCUGUUUGGUGGCUUGCGAAACUGUCUACUGAGCUUUCCAGGUAAAGUUAAAAGUUCCCAGGUGAAAAAAGUAACUUCAAGCACCCAAAUGGACCCAAAUGCAGGAGAUCACAGACAGGUAAAACUGAAACUCUCAUAACAAAAUCAAGGCUCCAACAAAGACUGAACUGAAAACCAGGACUUAAAUACAAACGGAUCUGACGAGUGGAUGAAGUGCAGGUGGAGAGAUGGGAGGAGAAGCUCAGGUGGGCAGGGAGCUGAUUGGCAGGGGAAAAACACUAGGAACAAGAAAGGAGCUGAUUGGUUGGGAAGAACUAACGAAGCUGAUUCAGAGGAGGUGUGUAGAUGGGCAAAGGAGGGAAAGCCAGUACAGGAACACAGAAGGAAAAACACACUUGGACAGCUGCAGAUAUCCAAUUCUUCUGUGGAGAAUCAGAUCCUCGCCAGCCACCGACUUCCGACUAAUACCUUGCCAGCGGACGAGGCAUGAUGGGAAAUCCCACAGCGCCAUGGCUGACCCUAUCGCUCCAUGAAAACAAGCCAUUGAUACAUGUAGAGGCCUAUUCUAUCUGACUCUGGCUGCUGCUCAAAACGUCUGCUGCCCGUCCUGGCUGACUCAGAGAAACAUAUACUGUAGUGACAGAUGACGAGAAGAAGAGAAAACAUACAAAAAGAAAGAUAAAUCAUAAACUAUUGUUUUUUAGGGGGAAAAGAAGAGGCACAGGUGAAGAAGUUGGUGUGUCUGUUUUGUGUUUGCAUUGUGGGGAGGUGGAGGUGUCAGAGAACACAAACCAGGGAUGAUCCAUCCAGCGAUAGGGAUUGGACAAGUUGCCACGGCAACCCUGCCUCCUGAUCCCUCAGACUGGCUGAAGCUGGCACAGAAUGAGAGCAAGCGAGUAAGACUGAAGGAGAGGGAAGGAGGGGAGGCGAGGCUGGAGUGCUGCCAGAGUUUUUGACAACAGUACGGGAAUGAACAGGAGGGAUGGAGCCAUCGCAUAGGAAGUUUCCAGAGGGAUGACCUCUUAAUAGUUAGGCCCUCUGAAACCAUCAACCCCUUCAUGAACUGACAAGACUAAACACACGCAAACACAGUGUGUUUAUCACCUGGCAGGUGAGUUUCUGAGCCGAAUGGUGAACAAACAGCUUCCAGCAGUCAGUCAACAUAUCAGUCCAAUGCUGAAACAGCAUGAAAAGAGCCUGGGAGGAAAUCAAACAGCUCUGAGGCAGAGACCACAGUAUAUAUACCUGAGCAGGUGUCAUGUUAAGUUGUAUUGAGUUCUCGCUGCAGACAUGAUGACUUCAAAGAUCGCCCUGACUGUUGCCCUGGCAGCUGGAUUGCUCCUGCUUUCUGUUACUGAUGCUCGACCUGCCGACAGCACUGAUGCCGAAAGUACUGGAGCACAAGAGGAUGCGGGAAUGUCCAUCGACGGGUUGUUCCAGGGGCUGAAGCAGUUUUUGAAUGAAACCUUGACUUUUCCUAAGAUCGACUCGGAUGAACUGCAGGCCAAUGAGAACAAAGUAAAGGCUGACAUCAAAGAGUCGGAUGACGUCAUAAUGGAAAUGGAAGCUGAGAGCGAGAAGGAAAUGAAGGCUUAUGAAAAAAUAUUGGAUGAGGCCGAAACCGCAUUCGUGGAUCAGCUCAAGAGCACUACAGAGCCUGACUUCAAAACAUUGGAAGAGAUUGAAGGCAAAAUGAUUGAUGAGAUCGGGAACGAAAUUAAGAGUGAAGAAAAAAUCGAGGAGGAGGUCUAUAACUACAAGAAGCCUGAGAUCGAGAGCGAAGAGAAUGCUCUGAGCGAAAUUUUGGAUGACGACGAGAGCAAAAUAGAGGCUGAGAUCAAGAGCGAAAUGGAGGCUGAGAGCAAAAUAGAGGCUGAGAUCAAGAGCGAAAUGGAGGCUGAGCGCAAAGAAGAAGAAGCAGUAUCAAAUUAA